Drosophila gunungcola (fruit fly) is the source of this 953-nucleotide messenger RNA. RefSeq lists its product as uncharacterized. Gene Ontology annotation, molecular function: nucleic acid binding; zinc ion binding. Bases 79 to 927 code for a protein of 282 amino acids. The record is from RefSeq and is a predicted model, not a curated record. The transcript has a single exon. NCBI's taxonomy places the organism in Eukaryota, Metazoa, Arthropoda, Insecta, Diptera, Drosophilidae.
GAAGAAAAGGCAGUUUGCUCUGACAUCUAAGAUAGAGAAGUACACGUUGACCGCGACUCACUGCGCAUCAGGAGCAAAAUGCAACGGGAAGAACAAGAAAAGUCUCAGCCUCUGACAUCAGAAGUGGGAUGGGCUCAGGCCCAGCGUGAUAGUGAAUGGCGAUCGCUGUUAGAAGCACAAAAUCUACGAUAUAUCGAAAUACUAAAAACAAUGCAGCAGCCUGCUUCAACAAAUUCAAGUGAAAAAUUGAUUAGAUUGCCAAAGUUCAAUCCAGACGUGGCUGAAGCUGACGCCAGCGCCUGGCGCAAAACAGCCGAUAUGAUUUUCACGGAGCAUCCCCUGGAGGGCAGUGCGCUAGUUAUGUCGCUGAGCGGAGCACUAGAAGGGAGCGCUUCCCAAUGGCUGGCACAGAUCAGCUAUGCUGGCAUAACCUGGCCCAAAUUCCAAGAACUAUUUGUUCUUCGCUACGACAACUCCGAGACGCCGGCCGCCAUCUUGUUAAAUAUUCGCAACGGACGGCCGAAAACAGGCGAGUGCUUGUCAGCAUAUGGUAGCCGAUUAGUGACGUCUCUUCUGACGAAAUGGAAGGCGAUGGACAUCGAGGAGAUAGCUGUCUCUUUCGUACUUGCACACACGUCGCAAAUCGACACUAGACUGCAGCGUCUACUGUUUACAACCAAUAUAACUAACAGAAAUGAACUGCAGCAGCAGUUGAAGGCGUAUGCAUACAGGAAGCAAAGUGAGCAUCUGGCUUCAAAGGAUUCGAUUGGCCCCCAAAGGAAGAGAUUCAAGGCAAACACAUCAAUGAAGUGCCAUUACUGUGGAAUUUCCGGACACAAAAUGCUGGAAUGCCGUAAGAGGAAGGCAGAACAAUCAAAACCAAGUCAAUCGUUUGGAAAACCACUGGCGGGACGAGACAGGACUUGAGUGACUUGCUUUAAAUGUGGAAUCGU